AUGUGGAGGCAGGCGGUGCUGUUAAAACAGCUGCAGGUGCAGCUGAAGAAAGCCAGAGCUGAAGGUCUGCUCAUGGAGUCCCGAGUCCGAGAGGACAUCGGCAGAGAGUUCUCGGAGCUUUUCUCCGAGAUGCAGAACGAUUACAAUGAGCGUCUGGCCAGGGAGAGAGAAAUCCUGGAGGAACGAGCUGAGAGGAGGCUGGAGAUUUUCAAGAAUCUCAUCAACAGAAUGGCUGCUGGACCCAGUCGAGAGGCAGAAGCUGUGGUAACACAAACUUUCAUUUAUUGUCCUUCAGUUAUUGUUGUCUUUACCAAAUUUCGAAGGUGUUACUGGUGCCGUACUUUUGUUCCUUUUCUCUCUUAUUUAGCCGGUGUAGCCAGAGGAGAUGAGGAUGAGGAGAAGAGGACGCUCCUCUUCGAGCUCCAAGAAAUGUCAUCAGAGGUUUCCCGGCUGGAGAAACAAGUGGGAGACCUGCAGAGGACGGCAGAGCUGGCCCGAGAGAAGAGCUCACGUGAGAAAGAGCAGCUGCAGGGGGCUUUGACGGCUCUCCAGAAGGAGCUCCGAGCCAGAGAAGAGGCCCUUGCUGUGUUGGAGGGCCCCACUUUGGGAAAAGAGGAGGCACUCGCAUCUUUAAAGGAGGAGAGGAAAAAAAGAGAUGAGGCCGUUGCAGCGCUUGGAGAUCUAAAGCAAAGUAACGAGAAGAUGCUGGAGUCCUUUGAAGAAGAGAGAAAAGGCAAAGAGAAAGCAAUGGCAGCCCUGGAAACUGAGAGGAGAGCCAAGGAGGAGGCCAUGGCAGCGCUCGCUGCUCUUCAUGAAGAGAAGAGUAGCAGGGAGGAGGAGGAGAGGAAGGAGAUAAGCAGGCUGGCAGAGCAGAGGAGGCAUGAGGAGGCGGACGCGCUCCGACAGGAACUGGGAGAGCUGAGCGUGAAACUGGAAACUGCAGAACACCAGGUGACCAGCAACGCAGAGAGAGCUGAAAAAGCUUUUGUCCAACUACAAGCUGCUCAAGCACAAGUGGAUGAACAAGCCAAGGCGAUUCAGGAGAAGUGUUCCCAGAUCCAAACUCUGAUACAGGAAGCUGAAAGGCUAAAGCAGGAAGUGCACGCCUCUGCAGUGUCACAAGGUGCGAAUGAGAAACUGCAAGAGGAAGUGUCUCAGUUUCAGAAGAGCCCGGCUGAGGAAAGACAGAAAACUGAGGCCAAGCACAGAGAAGUGCUGCAUCUGGAGCACGAGCUGGCUGAGGUCAAACAACAGCUGGCACACAAGCAGCUGGUCCUGGACCAGCAGCUGGAGCUGUGGAGUCAGAAGGAGGCAUCUUCAAAACAGGAAGUUGAAGAACUGCAAAAGAAACUUAAGCAGCAAGGAGAGAUGCCGUCGUCCUCAGAGACCGAGAGGAUGCUGGAGGAACAGGACGGUCAGAUGGAGGAGAAGCUAGCAGAGCUGCAGAAAGAGCUGCUGGAAAAGGAUGCACAGGUGACAUCCCUGAAGAAGAGUUUGCAGGAGGCUCAGGAGCAGCGCGAGGAGGACGAGUGCCAAGCCGUUCAGGAGGCCCGGCGCAAGGAGGUCGAAAGGAGACGGGAGCUGCUGGCGGCGGCGCACGAGGCCAUCGCUCAGAAGGAAGCCGAGCUGAAGAAGAGAGACGAGGACAUCAGCAGGCUGAAGGAAAACGCCAAGCAGGACUCAGAGAAGGUGAAGAGCCUCAGCGUGGACCUUCAGAGGAAGGAGGAGGACUCUUCAGACCUCAGAGAGAAGCUGGCUGACUACAAGAAGCAGAUGCAGCAGGUCCAGAAGGAGGUGCACGCAUUAUUGGAUGUUUCAGAGCAGUCAUCUCAUGCAAAGUCUGACCAGACGCUGCAGCUCUACCAGCAGGCCUGUAAAGAGCUGGAGGCCAAGGAGCGGGUGAUGGAGGGCAUGCGUUUGGCUCUGUCGGAACAGGAGGAUACUCAGGAGCAGAUGGAGCAGGUCCUGGAGGAGAAACUUAACCUCAAUCAGGAGCUCUCCAGUGAGGUGGACAAAUUGAAAGAGAUGCUGCAGCAGCAGGGAAGUGGAAACAACACACACCAGCAGCUCGGCAACAGCCAAUCAGAUGACUUAAAAAGGGCCAAACAGGAAGCAGCUGAAGCUCAGGACAGCGUGAAGAUUUCUGCAGAGAAGCACCAGGCGGACCGCAGGAAAUGGCUGGAGGAAAAAGUCUCCCUUACUGGCCAAGCUAAAGAGGCCGAGGACAAGAGGAACCAAGAAAUGAGGAAGUUUGCCGAAGACAGAGAGCGCUGCACUCGGCUGCAGAGCGAGCUGGAGUCCCAGCUGGCCGAAAAGGAGAAAACCAUGGAGAAUUGGAGGCAGGAGCGAGACACUCUGGUCGCAGCUUUGGAGGUCCAGCUAAAAAGGCUUCUUUCCAGCCAAGCAGAGAAAGACGAGCUCAUCCAGCAGCUGCAGCAGAAUAACACACAGCCGCCACAAGAGGUCACUGGCGGCCUCCGAAGAAUGCGGCUGGCGACGCUGCAGGCUGCUCUGUCUGAAAAGGAGGCAGAGAUCCUGAGGCUGACGGAGCAGCUCGAGGCCUCCACGGUGAAACAGGAGGACACAGUGACACAGCAGCAGGCUGAAAACAAAGAGAGCUCUGCUGCUCUCACGGAGAAACCCAGGAGUGAAACCAUUGUCAGGAAGUCUGGAAGGAAGGAUACCAGAGCGUCCGUCAGCAGCCAGGUUUCGAGCGGCUGUCCGUCAGUCCUGGAGUCCUCUGAGAUUUCCACAGAGGAGGGCAGAAUGAGUCGCUUCCCUCGGCCCGAGCUGGAGAUCUCCUUCAGCCCGCUGCAGCCCAACCGCAUGGCUCUGCGCCGGCAGGGAGAGGAGGGCGCCGUCACUGUCAAAAUCACCCGCUCGGCACGCAAGAGGAAGAGCGGCGAGAUGGAGAAGGAAGAAGUGGAGGCGGAGAACAGGCGGAACACGAGAACCAAACUGACGCCAAAGCUGACCCCACACCGGGAAGAGAGCUCUUCCCCAGCGGGUCGUCACGACUCCCAGAUCAGCGUCCGCAGCAGAAAGGAAGGAACGCUGCAGAAGAUCGGAGACUUCCUGCAGAGCUCCCCCACGCUGCUCGGCACCAAAGCCAAGAAGAUGAUGAGCCUGGUGAGCGGACGGGCCGGCGCAGAUUCAGCAGCCUCCUCGUCCUCCCUCAGUCUGAGAGCAAAGAAGAACAAAAGGAAACUCUACAGGCCCGAAAUCUCCUCCCCCAUCGACAUGCCCGCGCACCCGAUCAUCAGCAGAGAGCCGGAGGAGAAAGAGAGCGACCAUCAGAUCAUCAAGAGGCGCCUUCGAUCCAGGAAGGCCAAAUAAUUUAGUCCAUUCGGAGACGCGGCCCGCGCCCGUGACCAUUUCCAGGCUAAGCUAACAGCCUGCUGCUACUUAACCCAGACAUGGUGGUGAUUUCAGUAUUUUCCCGACCGAUUCAAGUAUUUC
Neolamprologus brichardi is the source of this 3459-nucleotide messenger RNA. The record is from RefSeq and is a predicted model, not a curated record. NCBI's taxonomy places the organism in Eukaryota, Metazoa, Chordata, Actinopteri, Cichliformes, Cichlidae.